Messenger RNA from Bactrocera latifrons, 841 nucleotides. Its product is annotated as endocuticle structural protein SgAbd-6-like. Gene Ontology annotation, molecular function: structural constituent of chitin-based larval cuticle. Gene Ontology annotation, cellular component: chitin-based extracellular matrix. The transcript has 2 exons. NCBI's taxonomy places the organism in Eukaryota, Metazoa, Arthropoda, Insecta, Diptera, Tephritidae. The coding region runs from base 105 to 512 and encodes 135 amino acids. The record is from RefSeq and is a predicted model, not a curated record.
UUUGGAUUCAUCACAGUUUUUUCUAUUUCGCACUCUCGCUUUUGUUUCACAUUUUAAGUUAUUUCCUACCCGUAAAAAAGUGUAAAAAACACACAACGCGCAAAAUGAUUAAAAUUUUCGUACUUUUCGCUUGUCUCGCCGUCGUUGCUGUCUCAGCUGCACCAAUCGAAGAGCCAGAACGUGAGGUGGUAGCCAUACUGAAGUCCGAGAUCAACAAGCACGAUGAUGGUUCUUACGAUUUGCACUAUGAAGGUGGUGAUGGCACCAUCCGCAAGGAGGCAGCCAGCGUAGUUGACGAAGGUACCGAAGAUGAGGCACUCGAAAUUAAGGGCUCCUACAAAUACAUCAACACCGAGGGUGAGGAAGUCGAGGUCUUCUACACAGCUGGCAAAAAUGGUUUCGUGCCCUACGGUUCAAUCAUCAAUCCAGAGAUUUCCGCUGUAGCUGAGGCUGCCAAGGACUUGCCCAAGGAAGAGGUUGUAGAACCAAAAAAGAAAAACGUCAGCGUCUAAAGAAACUGUUACAACAACAGAAAUAUUUAUGAUUACAAAUAUUAACGAAGAAUGAAAUUAGCGUAUAUGGAAAAUUGUAAAGGGAGAAAGAAAGAGCGGGUGAUGGUUCUAUUAGUCAGUUAAGUGAUAUGAUAUGAACGACAAGAAUUGACACUUUUGGUUUAAGAGUUUCUUAGUAUAAAUUUAUGUUACAUUUACAAAUAAGUAUGAUCUGUACUACACUAUAUGUACAUAUGUAUAUCUAAGCAUAAGUUAUGAGUAUGUCCUCUAAUUAUAUAUAUACUUCCAAACAGCGACACCCGAAGUAAAGAUAAAAACUGAAGAAGAAA